CGCCACCGUCGAACCUCCAUCUCAAUCGCGCCGACUAGCUCACGUCUGGUGCCUUUUUGGAUCAGCCAUCGCUCUUUCCUCGCGUGGUCUCCCCUUCUUAACCUUCCUUUAUACACUACCGCUACCAGUCGCUCCUUCCGAUUCUGCUCAGCACAAGGUCGCAACUUCCUCUCUUCUUACCACGGUGGAAAAGGGAAGUCGCGUCCUGCCUGGAUAAUAGAAAUACUCAGGAACUCGCCCUCGACGGGCCAUCAAAGUACUGGAGCGAGGCGCCGACGUCGCGUCGCCGCAAAGCAACACUCAACGGAUCACCCGACCGGGGCGAAGAAUCGAAUAACGGGAAAAGGCCAACCAUGGCUAGUCAGCGGAAGAGGGUGGAGCGCGGCCGAGGUGGCGGGAAUGGCCACGAUGGUAAUGCCGAGCUGUCCAUCUGGGAGAGCUGCCAAGAUACCAUGAAGUCGAUGCUCACUCUCGUUGCGCGCAUGGAAGAGGGCAAGAAAGAGAUCUUGCUCAUGGAAGCUGGGUUCAAAGAGCGCGAAAUCCUCGGUGACCCCCCAUCCGUCCUAGAACUCGACUCCCUCUCAUCCCUACAAAGAGAACAAGUCAAGCUCUCAGAACAAAUUCUCGCAGCCGGCAAAACAGGCGACACACCCCUCAUCGAGCGCCUCAAAGUCCUCCGCGGCCUACAAUCCCACAACGAAGGCGCCUCCUCCGAACCCAGCCGUCGCGGCGGCGCUUCCCGCGAUAAAUCCUCCAUGGACCUCGACGUCGCCUCCGAGUCCCCCGCACCCUCUCCCAUGGUACUCGACAAGCCGAGCCGAAAAAACCGCGACUUAGGCUCUACAAGCCGCAGCAGCCAGCCCCCAAAGGAGAGCACCACCAGCAAGGACGCGCCCGCGCACACCCCGAGCUACGAGAUCGACGCCAAGGGCAAGGUGACGUUCAAUCUUCGCGCCGAGGUGGCCUUCCGCCCACGGCCCCAGGACCCCAACGUCGAAACAGAGUGGAUCCAGGGCGUCGUCGUGAAGAUCAUAGGCGAAGGCAAGAGCCGCCGCUACGACGUGCAGGACCCGGAGCCGGACGAGGUCACCAACCGUCCCGGCGCGAUCCACAAGUCCUCGGCUGCGCGCAUGGUGCCCAUCCCCGAGCUGGGACAGUCGCUGCCGGAUUAUCCGCAGGGCAAGGCCGUGCUGGCGCGCUACCCGGAUACGACUACGUUCUACAAGGCCGAGGUCGUGGCGAUGAAUGGGAAGUUUGUUAAGCUGAGGUUUGAGGGCGAGGAGGACGAGCAGGUUACUAUGGAGGUUGAUCGCCGCUUCGUGCUCGAUCAUCGCGGGGAUAAUAAGGGAUGAUUGGGGCGCCUGCCUACCUUUCAUAUUUGUUUUUGUACGUGCGUGCAGCUUGCCAUACGGCAGUUUUCUAUGAGGUGUCUGGCUUUUCAUUGGGAAUACCCCCCGGGCCGCCGGUUGAGGCGUUGUGGGAUUUGGGGUUGGAGUCAUGUUUCGAGUGGGAUUUCUGGGUAUCAAUUAUCAUGGGAUGGGAUAUACGAAAAUUGGGCAUGGGAUGGUGUUAUUUGGGAGUCGUAGCUUUAAUAUAUAUGUUCACAUGAUGAUGUUAUGUAUCG
Molecule: messenger RNA, 1624 nt
Organism: Pseudogymnoascus verrucosus
Lineage: Eukaryota; Fungi; Ascomycota; Leotiomycetes; Thelebolales; Thelebolaceae
Gene: SGF29
Product: SAGA HAT/Core module component
Exons: 3
Coding region: 354-1352 (332 amino acids)
Cellular component (GO): SAGA complex
Source: RefSeq, a predicted model, not a curated record